ACAAACCCUAUUUGUUCCUACUACUUUGAGCGCCAUCUUGUUUGUAACUCCUCUACGUAAGUGGUAGAGUUCCUACCGAGGGGGUAUCCGAUUACCCUUUUACCAGCGUUAGACUGGGAACCUCUCCCUGUAGUCCUCGGGCGCAUAUUGCAAUUUGCUUGAUCGCCUCUCUCUUAAAAAAUAAGCCACAGAAAUGAGCAUCGAAACGCUUCUAGAAGCAGCCAAGUUUUUGGAAUUGCAAGCCCAGCAUCAACAGAAAGCACGUGAGGAUGAACUAAAGGAAAAGCAGCGCCUGGAGCAGUUGGCAGAGCGGAGAAACUCUGAUGUGAACUAUAACUCAACACUCCACAUCAACAAUGUUUCUAAAGCAAAGGCAGAGUGCCGCGCGGUGCCCAUCCCAACCUCUCUGCCUCCCCCCUCCAUGCCCAUCACUGUCAUCCCCAUCCCGGUGGUCACCCCUAACCCUACAGACUCACCCACUCUGCCUGUCGCCACACUCUGCCCUCCAGCUGCUCCACCACCUGCCGCCACUCUGCCAUGCUCUCCCCAACCCAUAUCUGACCACCCGACCUCUGUGCUAACCACCAACCACACGCAUCUGAUACAGAACCACCAUCAUCAACCACCGCUCAUCGCCCAAACUAACAGUACUAAACUACAGCAGCAGACACACCAGCAGCUGGUUCAACGCUACCCUGGUUCCAUCGUCUCGCCCCCCCAGCAACAUGCCUUACUCCCUCAGUCGGGCCACGUAGUCCAGCAGCCUCCUCUACAGAACGGCACCAUCAGCCGAGGGAGUCCUCCUGAUGACGGCCGCCACCUAGACAAGAAGAGGCCUGGAGGGGCAGGCACAAGAGAAGUGCAUAACAAGCUUGAGAAAAACAGACGGGCACACUUGAAGGAGUGCUUUGAGACGCUGAAAAAGAACAUCCCCAACAUAGACGAGAAGAAGACCUCCAAUCUGAGCGUGCUGAGAAGUGCGCUGAGAUACAUCCAGACGUUGAAGCGGAAAGAGAAGGAGUACGAGCAUGACAUGGAGCGACUGGCCAGAGAGAAGAUAGCCACGCAGCAGCGAUUAGCAGAGCUGAAGAACGAUCUGAGUCAGUGGAUGGAUGUGAUUGAGAUUGACCGCGUCCUGCGACAGACAGUACAGCCGGAGGAGGACCAGGCCUCCACCUCCACUGCCUCAGAAGGUGAAGAUAUUAUGGCGGAUGACCUGGAAGAUGAGACUGCACCGAGAGCGCAGACUGCCUUACCCACCGUGCCUCAAACCAUGAAACCUGAGCUGCACAAGACUGCAACACCCACUCACCCACCCACCACUACCUCCUUCAUCACCCAACACAUCUCCAUCCAGCACAAAGUCCCUCUGCACCAGCCUCAGCUCCAGCCGCUGACAGGGACUCCUCCUCAGCCAGUGUCCAAGCCUGCUGCCCUACCUAUUAUCACAACCUCCAGCCAUCACUCCGCCUCCAGUCAGCCCUUGAUACCCAGCCAUACACAGAUGGUGACUGCCUCCAGCCUACAUCCCACCGUUAUUGCCCAUGCUUCAGUGUCUCACCCCUCAGUCAUCCAAGCAGUCAACCACGUCAUCCAGGGAGGGGGUCCCAAACAUAUUGCCCACCUGGCUCCCUCCCCCACCACCAGCACUGUCCAGUUAGCCCCCCGGCCCCCAAUCGGCCACAUCACCGUGCACCCGGUGGCUCACCUGAGCCAGCAUCUACCUACCCUAUAUUCUCAACCGGUGGCUGUCACACAGUCAGCUGUGGUCGGUCACAUCACCCACACGCUAAACCACACCCACCCUCACAUGAAUGGCACUGCGACUAGCCAACCAGCUGCCACCAUAGUUGGCAAGCAGACAGCAGUGAGCACCCAAAUGGUGGCCCACCACCCACAGCUAGUGGGCCAGACAGUGCUCAACCCUGUGACAAUGGUGACCAUGCCCUCCUUCCCCAUCAGCACUCUGAAGCUGGCCUGAGGACUGGGACAGGACUCCCAGGCUGCGCAACAGAGACAACCCUGAAAUGGGAGAAGCACAGGCCUCAGACCAGGCCAUCAAAAAAGCCCACAGUGAGGGCAGGAGAGCUGCUGGCCACCUUGCUGAUCCUGUGUACCUAUCGUUCAGAAGCAUUACAGCUGAUUUAAAGCCGGAAACAUUCCUACAAAACCUCUUUCAAUACUAGUCCACCACAGUGUCCUGAAAGCUUGACCUUGAAUAUAAGAUAUGGUUGAGGGUCAUCAUGUUGUGUGUUUGUGGCAAUAUACGGGGGGGCAGACACUCGCUUAUUAUCUAUUGUUGCAGAUGAUGGAGCAUCUCACAUGAGCUUUACAGAAACAGCUUCAAAUAGGGAUGUGUUCACUGCCAGUACAGUGUCGAUGUCAGAACCCUGUUACAUUGUUCAUGUAGGUACUGGCUGUUGGCUAGACGCCCAGCUAUCACUAUGACUGCACUGGAUUAACCAAUAGAAUAUCAUGUACUCAAGAGGCUACAUUGUGUUUUGAGGGCUGUGACAGUGUAGGAUCAGAGUGCAGGACCCGCCAUAACCAGCACAUUGGGAAUGUGAUGCAGACAGCUCCUCCUCUCCAGCCGGCACAUGCCGCAGGGCUGGAGCAAAAUCACGGACUGAACUCAAGCUCCUGUUCAGAAGCUGUAGUCCUCAGUGUUGGUGCAUGCAGCAAUCGCUCCCCCUGCUGGCUGAUUGUGUUCUAAUGGAAUGCUACUAUACCUUUUGACAAUAAAGAAAUCUGAUUGAUUGAUAUUAAAAGAACAGCUACUUAAAGUAAAGGAAUAUGCAUGUUUGUCAGGGUCUUUUGCUUGUUCAAACAUACUGGGGACUUCACUGAGCACCACUUCAAGUUUUAGGAUAAAGUACAUUUUUUUGUUGCAUAUAUUUUGAAAUAUCUUGGCCAAAUAGAAUCAGUUCUACACGCCCCCUAAAAGUAACGCCACAACAGAAUGUGUGAGAUACAAACUUGGAUGCUACAAGGUGAAGGAGCUGGGUGUUUAGAGGUUUUGAAUGUGAAUACAUAAAAGGCAUCAAGACGUAGUAAAGUGUGUUUCUAUGGUGUCUGGCAGGGCAAAUGGUAGUUUGAUAUGUGUUUGCAUGCUGUAAAUGCAUGAUUGUUUAUUAGUGAUAAAACGUGGAGCCAUAGCGGUGCUUUGCAGACAAGUUGCCGACAGAAUGUAAGAUUUUUUUGGCUCAGAGUUUAAGCUCUGUCAUCCAUAACUUUGGGUUGGGAUCGGUACAAAGUGUGCAACAGCUGACAUAAAUCCAAUCAAUGUGUGUUUUUCACGACUAUCCUUUUCCAAAGCAAGCACUGUGAACAUUUCUAUUUUAGUCUCAAUGAGCAGCAGUAUAGCAUAGCACUUGCUAGAACAGCAACAGCUGUACUCUCCUUAUUUAAUCUGAAUGUACUAUUUUCUGAAAGGAUGUGGAGUAGUGCACUCAUCAGAAGUUAAGCCCUGUUUUGUUUUAAGAAAGAUGCAAUUACUUUAUUAAAGUAUCAUGUGUAUGGAAAGUGUAACAUUUAAAACUGAUUUUGUAUUUUAAGAUUUAAUGUUGCUUGUUUUAUCUGGAGAAUAACUUUGUCAAGUGUAAAUUUAAUAAUAUAGUUGUGUUUUUGGGACCAUGUACAGUGCUGUAUAUCAUGGGGGGGGCGACUACACAGACCUCUUACCAAGGUGAUAUCACAUUCAGCCGCUUUGGAAAGUAUUCACCCUGUAAUUGUUUUCUAUUUUGUUCUGAUGCAAUAUGAUUAAAGCAGGGACUCUGUUUUGUUUUUAACUAAUUCAUUGCAAAGAUAAAUAUAACCAUUUUUACCCUCAUAUUUUAUGCAAAUGAUCAUGAACAAAUCAUAUUGAAGCAAAACAAAAUGUGAAAAAAUUAACAUGGAUUCAGAUACUUGAAGAAGCAACAAUAUAUUUGUAUGUUUUCCCUAUGGAGAAAGAUUAAGUUGUAUAUAGCCUGUAAAUGUUGGGCUGCAUUAGAUCUAACUGUAUUAUGUA
Messenger RNA from Etheostoma cragini (Arkansas darter), 4009 nucleotides. It is a transcript of the gene mnta, whose product is annotated as MAX network transcriptional repressor a. Lineage: Eukaryota; Metazoa; Chordata; Actinopteri; Perciformes; Percidae. Gene Ontology annotation, biological process: regulation of transcription by RNA polymerase II. Gene Ontology annotation, molecular function: DNA-binding transcription factor activity, RNA polymerase II-specific; protein dimerization activity; RNA polymerase II cis-regulatory region sequence-specific DNA binding. The coding region runs from base 194 to 1981 and encodes 595 amino acids. The transcript is spliced from 6 exons. The record is from RefSeq and is a predicted model, not a curated record.